Molecule: messenger RNA, 842 nt
Organism: Pararge aegeria (speckled wood butterfly)
Lineage: Eukaryota; Metazoa; Arthropoda; Insecta; Lepidoptera; Nymphalidae
Exons: 4
Coding region: 252-815 (187 amino acids)
Biological process (GO): cytoskeleton-dependent cytokinesis
Cellular component (GO): dynactin complex
Source: RefSeq, a predicted model, not a curated record
AAAUGAGUAAAUUUUAUUAGGUAAUAAUAUUUACAUGAAAAAUGGAAAUUCGUGUCCUCUUUUGGAAGUUCAAUUAUUAUUUUAUUUAAAAACAGACUUUUUGUAAGUUGUAUCCUCUUUGGGAUAUUUUAAACUUUUUACCAACAUAACAUUGUGAAUGUGUCAUAGUGUUCUAAAUUUAAUUUAGUGUCUCUCUUUGUAUUUUUACACAAAUCUCAAAUAUUUUUAAAUAAUUUUUGCUAUUAAAUAAAAUGGAUCCUAUUGCCGUUUUGCAAAAUCGAAUUGAACAAUUGGAAGCUAAAUUAGGUAUGAAUGCAAGCACCCUUGAUGGUCAACAAGGAGACUCUGCUACCAUUAAUCUUCUUAAUGCUGCUCAAGCUAUUAACAAUGCUACCGCUGGCCACGAAAAGCUGUCAGAAGCUAGGGAUAUGGCAAGCGAACUAAAUAACUAUACUGAUCCAAAUCUUCUAGAAAAUAUGCAUCAAAAUAAUAUGCACAUGCAUGAGGUUGUUGCUGCUGAGCCCCUUAUUCAACAUCAUUGCCAUUGUAUGCACCGUUGUAAACAGGCAGCCCCUGUGUUAGAAUCUGAACCCAUUCAGCAGGUGCCACAGAUGCAAGCAGAUGUUAAUCAAAUGCAUGUGGGAGCUGCCGAAGUAAAAGCUGAGGCUGAUAUUGUCUCUCAUGGAAUUCAAGAGCUGGCUGAAACAUGUGGAGCUGCAGCCUCAAGUGCAUCGGAGCUAUUGGCGAAUGUUGCUCAGAAAGUGGAACAAAUGGAGCAGAAAAUGUUACCAAGGAGGAGAAAUGGCUUAGAUUAAAUUGUAUUAAAACUUCUUUAAAUGUCA